Sphaeroforma arctica JP610 is the source of this 345-nucleotide messenger RNA. RefSeq lists its product as hypothetical. The transcript has 2 exons. The annotation marks the transcript as partial. Gene Ontology annotation, cellular component: endosome; trans-Golgi network. The record is from RefSeq and is a predicted model, not a curated record. NCBI's taxonomy places the organism in Eukaryota, Ichthyosporea, Ichthyophonida. Gene Ontology annotation, biological process: Golgi to endosome transport.
AUGCUUGUGCCUCAGGAAUUCGUGCCCAGGUGCAUGCAGUUUCUGGAUGCGCUGGAGAAGAAGAUAGACCCGCCCCUGUUCUACGGCACUCUGUGGAGUUGUCUUCUGACCACUCCCAAUCUGCGGCAGUACACCGUCAUAUACCUCAACGCUAAGCUCAAAGCCCAGACAGCCGGUGACGUGUCUGUGCUGCGCGUGCCGCAUGUGUUGGGCGAGGAUAGGCAUCUGCUGGCGGCGGCGUUGGCGGCGGGGCUGACGGACGACAACACACUCGUGCUCAGAGGUGUGCUGGACUUCUUGGUGACGCUGUUCCCACUACACCUGCAGGUCUUCUCCGAAAAGGAC